This is a messenger RNA of Callithrix jacchus (white-tufted-ear marmoset), 3022 nucleotides long. The record is from RefSeq and is a predicted model, not a curated record. NCBI's taxonomy places the organism in Eukaryota, Metazoa, Chordata, Mammalia, Primates, Cebidae.
UGAUGGACGGGGCUGGUGGCCAAUGGAUAGGCGCUGGCUGCACUUCCUGUCGGGGAGAGAGUGUAACCUGCCGAAGACCUGCGAUUACGUGUUCAAGCUGCUGCUGAUCGGGGACUCGGGGGUGGGGAAGACCUGCGUCCUGUUCCGCUUCUCCGAGGACGCCUUCAACUCCACGUUUAUCUCCACCAUAGGAAUGGACUUUAAAAUUAGGACCAUAGAGCUCGACGGCAAGAGAAUGAAGCGGCAGAUACGGGACACAGCCGGUCAGGGGCGGUUUCGGACGAUCCGGACAGCCUACCGCAGGGGUGCGAUGGGCAUCAUGCUGGUUUAUGACGUCACCGACGAGAAGUCCUUCCACAACACCCGGAACUGGAUUCGGAACAUUGAGGAGCAUGGCUCUGCAUAUGUUGAAACGAUGAUGCUCGGGAACACGUGUGAUGAGAACCACAAGAGACAGGUUUCCAAGGAACGGAGAAAAGCUGGCCCUCGACUGUGGAAUCGAGUUCACGGAGACCAGCGCGAAGGCCAACAUCAACGUGGAAAACGCAUUUUGCACUCUUGCCAGAGACAUCAAAGCAAAAAUGGACGAAGAAUUGGAAGGCAACAGCCCCCAGGGGAGCAACCAGGGAGUCAAAAUCACACCAGACCUGCGGAAGAGGAGCAGCUUUUUCCGAUGUGUUCUUCUGUGAGGGACACCGCCUUACUCUGAGCCUCGCUCAGCCCAGCCGACUGUGCCUAUUCUGAGUGAGCCCCUCACUCAGCCGGGGCCCUCCCACCUCCAACGCCCCGCCCGCGCCGUGGCCACUGGGCCCACGGCCACCAGAAUGCAAUUGAGAAAUCGUUUAUUUUAGUAACUGAUCUUUUUCAACUUCGGAGAUGGAAUAAGUUAAAAUUGCUAUUUUUCCUGUAAUGUCUGCUGAAUGGGCCCACCCAGAUGUUGUGUGUCCAGAGAGAGAGGGAGUUAAGGUGCGACCAUCAACCAUAGCCAGUGUCAGGCUUCUGUCUCUGGGCCUUUGCUUCGUUGCCUCUCUGCGACACAAACCCCACUAGGAGGCUCAGUCACAUCCCCCACCACAGAAGUGAGGUCCCAGAAGGCCAGCAGUGGCUCCAGGAGCAACUGGUCCCAUACCCUGAGCAAGGCAACCAACCACUAGGCCCAGGAAGCAUCACCCAGGAGGUCUGGCACCCACUUCUGCCUCUUCUCUCAGUUUUGGGCAAAUGACAAGAAACCAUUUUGCCCCCUCACUCUUCUUAUUUCACUGUUAAACCAAAGGAAAGCACAAAUUAAGGAAAUCCUGUGUAAAGCAUUGAGAAGGAAAGAAGCCUGGAGCAGCCUCUCCUGUCCACAGUCCCAUCAUACCCAUCUGCAGUCCCCAUCGAGCAUCAAGGGGACACUGUGUCUGCUACAAAUGACCCCGAAAACACAGCCGCAGCCGUCGCGUGGUCCUUCUGAACUCAGAACACACUCUGCUCAGCACCAAAAUGGCCCCCACCCUUUCGCUUCCUCCCGCUGUCUCCAAAUCGGACGUUCUUUCUAGCUGAGAUUUUUAUUUUUCCAGAUCUGUAGUGCCAUGAAGCGAUUCCGUCUUUAACUUCCAAUGGCAGACCCGGGUUAUUGGGAGCAAGUGUGUCGUACCUCUGGCUAGACGUGGCCGAGACACGAGGCAUUCCAUGGCAGCAGGCUGACCCCACAGCAUUCCGGGUUGAUUUUCAGCCAUCAUCAUUGGGUUCUGUUUUGACAGCUCUGCUGUCCUGUAGAGACUGCGAUUGGGACCAGGUCACCAAGCCAGAGGGGUGUCACUUUUUUUCCUUUCCUUUUAUCUUUUUUUUUCCUCCUUAAGCUGCUGUUGAUCCAAACCAUUGGUAUCAUAGUUUCUUCUUUUUUUGAAUUAAAGCCAACAUAUCAGUAAUAGUCUGCUCUCCCCCGGAAUUUAACAUGCUCUGUUUACAUCAAUAAAUGCACUUAAGGAAAACAAACAAACAAACAAAAAAAGAGGACACUGCUGCUUUGCUGGGGCUUAUUUUAAGCACACAAUAGGAAACACACACACCACACUUCACAGACAGAAAGGGCAGGAAGAUUAGCUUGUGAGGAUCUUAGUUACUGGCCUCACAUGAUAUCAGGAAAUCCAGUAAGAUUUUGAUCUUAAGAGAGUCAGAUUGAUGUGCUUCUGCCCGGGAGUAAUAAUGACGGAAAACAGCCACCGGGAGUGUUGCCUUAACAUUGGACUCAUCCCACUUGAUAUAAGCAAAUUAUUUCCUUAACCUUCUGGGUCCUGUUUGAAAAGGAUCUUAAACAUGACUUUGAGGAUUGAUUUUGAAGGACGAAACAGGUCCCUUUACAGAUAAAAUAACUCUGCUAAUCUAAAAACUAUAACAUGUUUUACUGUUCAUUCUAAAACAGUGACUCUAGGUGGACACCAAAUAAAUCAAUCAUUUUUUAUGCACUGGUUUAUGAACUGAAGGAAAAAUAAGAACUUGGCUUAUUACAGGUAUCAUGGGGUGACAGCUUUAAAGCAUUUUAUGCUGGGGUUAGGGAGUCCUCCUGCCCUUGAGUCUACUAGCACAUUCAGCUUUACAGAGGAGUCUUCUGGUGGCAAAGUGAGGGAGCACACAACCCUUCUGUGGUUUCCUGCGGACACACACAUUUACAACUGUAGAUUGCUCACAGGGUCAUGGCAUUUGCCAGCCAUGGGCAGGAGAUAAGGCUUUCUUAAGAGAGAAGCAUUCAACCAAGAAAUGAGUCUGUAAUAUUCACGAGAGCUUGUACUGUUGGAUUGGAAAGGAAAUCAAGUGUAGUAGCCGAAAUUACCUGCUGGGAAGUAGGUUAUAGAGCUGAUUCUAAGAAAACCUUAUCGCAUAACUUUUGGAAGUAGUGGGUUAAUCCGUUAUGUGAAGUCAAAUCUAAUUUGGAAUGUGGAGGAAACAACACCCCUAGAAGAGGAAAGAAUGUGAGAUGAUUGAGACACAUCAGCCCUCAUCUUGAGUGGCUGCAACCACAGGAUACAGAACAGAGCUGAAA